Athalia rosae (coleseed sawfly) is the source of this 913-nucleotide messenger RNA. RefSeq lists its product as uncharacterized. Bases 137 to 796 code for a protein of 219 amino acids. The record is from RefSeq and is a predicted model, not a curated record. The transcript is spliced from 2 exons. Lineage: Eukaryota; Metazoa; Arthropoda; Insecta; Hymenoptera; Athaliidae.
GCUCGUAUCCUCGUCCAAAACGAAAUGGUGACGAGCACGUGCGUGUGUCACGAAAAAAAAUAUUUAUCCCACUGUAACGAGCCAAGAUCAGGUAUCUGCGAUUAUCAGUUUCUAUUUCUAGUAACUGGGAAAGAAAAUGAGUUCUCAGAAAGGAAAUCAAGCACGUUCCAGGCCACAGAAGUACCAGAACAGACAUGCUUUCAAAAAUAAUUUGCACGACACGAGCCAUAAAACCAAAUUCAUAAAUAGCAUAUACGUCUCAAAUGUCUGCGAACGUUGCAAGCAGAUUAUUGAAUGGAAGAUCAAAUACAAGAAGUAUAAACCAUUGAAGGCCCCAACUAAAUGCGUCAAAUGUGACCAGAAAACUGUCAAGCAUGCUUACCAUACCAUUUGUACUCCCUGUGCACAGGAGAAGCAUGUGUGUUCAAAGUGUGGAGCGGAGGCCAAACUCGUUGAUCCCAGGCCAACGCUUCAGGAACAAGUCAAACUUGAUGCAGAAUUACAAGCGAUGCUGAAAGCUUUACCUGAACGGAAAAAGAGAACUUUCAUCCGAUACAUGAAUAGAAAUGGUAAACCAGAUGAAGUGAAAUGUGAUUCGGGAGAUUCAGAAAAUGACAACGGAGACAAAACGGAAGCAGCUCAAGGGGAUUGCGAAGAAGUCUCAAGAACUCAUCGGACACGCGAAGAUUUAUUUGAGAAAUUGAAAUCCUUGAAACUCUCGAUAAACGAUAAAGAUACGAACGAUUUUGACAGUGAUUUUGACUAUGGGGACCUCGACUCCGAGCAAGAAGAUUGAACUGGCUUUUUUUCUCGAAAUAUUUUAAUAAACGAAAAUACGGAUGUGGUAUAAUGUACAAAAAAUAUCACUAUGUAUAAACCUUAUUGAUUACAGUAAACUUAUCAUAACUGUCGA